Messenger RNA from Tripterygium wilfordii, 1324 nucleotides. Its product is annotated as U-box domain-containing protein 33-like. Lineage: Eukaryota; Viridiplantae; Streptophyta; Magnoliopsida; Celastrales; Celastraceae. The record is from RefSeq and is a predicted model, not a curated record. The transcript has 5 exons. Bases 334 to 1056 code for a protein of 240 amino acids.
CCUUCAAAAAGAAAAAAAGAACCCAAAGGGUUCUCUUGCACAUGAAAAAAAGAGAAACGGUAACGUUGACAUGUCCAAUUCCAAUAGCCUCAGCCUACAAACCUUACCAAAAGAGAAUCCCCAUUCCCUUUUUUUCACCUUUCACUCUCAAUUGCCUCGACGGCCACGACUUCUUCCGCACAAACUUCCAAUCACCCAAUACCAAAACGUUGUCAUUUCUCCCUAAACUUCUCUUUCUCAAUUCCAUCAUCAUAUAAUUCACUAAUGUCCUUCAUGUGUAUGACAGAAUGUCUGAAUGAGAAGUACUAAAGAAACACAGGAAGAGACAGAGAGAUGGAGGAAGUCAAGUAUGUUCCGGGAGACUACUCUUUGCAAGAUUGCAGUGCCCGGAUUAUGUCGUCGGAGAUCAUAGAGUUGGGAGAGGAAAGCAAGAGCCUUGUUGUUGCUGAUGAUGUUUAUGUUGCUGUUGGAAAAGAUGACUUAGAUGUCCUCAAAUGGGUUCUUGACCAUGCUGUUUCUCCUAGCACUCGGGUUUUUCUUGUCCGUGUGUUUCCUCCCAUCACCCACAUCUCCACACCAGUGGGGAGAGUAUCAAAGAGUCAAUUGAGUAGAGAAGUGUUAAGAGUAUAUACUAAUGAAGAGAACAACAAGAGGAGGAAACUCAUGGAGAAAUACAUUCGCCUGUGUAACGAUGCCAAGGUUACAGUGGAUACGAUGUUCGUUGAGAGCAAAGCGAUUGCCAAAGCAAUUGUUGAUCUAGUUCCUGUUCUCAACAUUACCAAACUUGUGAUUGGAUCCAAAAGUCCUCCUUGUUCUAGUCAGUAUGCCGAGGAAUCGUGGCAAAAAUUGAGGAAAGGAGAAUUUGUCAAGAAGAAUGCUCCAGAUUAUUGUGAGGUUACAAUUAUUCAUGGGGGCAAGAAGACAGUGGAUAGUGAGCAAGACACAGAGCCAUUGCAGUCAUCUUCUCUGCCCAGGUCUAAUAAAAAAGACAACUUUCAGAGGAACAUCUUCGACUGCGCAUGCUUCACAGGCAGGACUGAAGUUGAGGAUCGUUAAGAUUUGUACUGCUCCAAGAGGGAUUCAUGUAAAAGACAGCUGAGAUUCAUAUUAAGAGAGCAAAAGAAAGCUGCCAGUAUCCCAGCUCAAGCAGACAAGUUUGAAACAAAUGUGAAAUCCGAAUAAUCCAUGUUCAUAGAGCACAUAUAGAUAUGUACUAUCUGCAUUCUGCAGAUUCUGUAUACAGAAAAACACAUGAUGUGUGUUUUGCCUCAAUAAUAAUUGAACAUGAAACAGUACAUGAUACAUGUCAACAUAAUCACUGUCA